Molecule: messenger RNA, 426 nt
Organism: Brugia pahangi
Lineage: Eukaryota; Metazoa; Nematoda; Chromadorea; Rhabditida; Onchocercidae
Source: the annotation of a GenBank genome assembly
AUGUUUACAGUCACAUACACAGCAGUAUGGUAUCAGAUGACACGCAAGGAAUCAUCAUUGGUACCAUCUUAUCAUGAUGGUAUUGAACCGAUGAGAAAGAUGGGUGAUACUAGUUGUUAUAUGGGACCGCCAGGAGCACCUACCGGUGGUGGUGGUGGUGGUGGUGGCAGUGCAGGUGGUGGAGCCGGUGGUGGUUAUGGUGGUGGUGGUGGUGGUGGUGGUUAUGGUGGUGGUUAUGGUGGUGGUUAUGGUGGUUAUGCUUAUCAGCAAGAGUAUGAUUAUGGAAGUGGUGGUGGUGGUGGUGGUGGCGUUGGUGGUGGCGGCGGUGGCGGCGGCGUUGGUGGAGGCGGUGGUGGUGCUAGCAGUGGUGGAGAUGAUGGACCAAAGAUGCGAACCGAUGUUUCAUGCUAUCUUGGACCCAGAUGA